Molecule: messenger RNA, 6439 nt
Organism: Ixodes scapularis (black-legged tick)
Lineage: Eukaryota; Metazoa; Arthropoda; Arachnida; Ixodida; Ixodidae
Gene: pns
Product: DENN domain-containing protein 5B
Exons: 31
Coding region: 258-4490 (1410 amino acids)
Molecular function (GO): small GTPase binding; guanyl-nucleotide exchange factor activity
Source: RefSeq, a predicted model, not a curated record
ACCAGCGCAGAACAUCCGCCGAAGCGAAUCAGCUGACGCGAAAACUUUGUGCGCCGCCAUCUUGCUUCUGCGUUUUUUAUAUUUGAUUCUGUUUCCUGUCUCGCACGCUCUCGCUUCGUUUCGUUUUCCUGUUUGUGUUUUGGAGCACCCUCCGCGCAUGCGCACGCGGCCGUUUAAAAGCCCCGAUAAAGAUGGCGCCGCGGAGGUGAGGCUGCACUGAAGCGGUGACGAACAAUGUCAAGUUGUGCCCCCGAAAGAUGACUUCCCUGGGUUCCGUGUUCGCGUCGGAGAAGAGGCUCGUGGAUUACUUCGCGAUCUGCGGUCUGGACCUCGACUCCGGCUUGGAACCGGACGCACUGUCGGGCGACCACCUGCAUUUCACCCCGUUGGACCGAUCAUACAAAGGCAAGACCUUGGCCCACUUUCCCGAAAAUGUGCCAUGGAAUCCGUUCGACCCAACUGCCAUUGGCAUGUUGUGCCUGCCCCACGGCCUGUGCUUCCGAACCCAGAAGCACCCACGGCAGCCCUUCUUCCACCCAUUCAUCGUCACCAGGGAGGACGGGUCACGCACCUACGGCCAGGCCCUCACCUUCUACGAGGAAGUCACCGACAAGCAGAUCUGCUCUGCCAUGCAGACCCUGCAGGCAAUGCACCUGACAGAACUGAGCUCGAGCGCCAACAAAACCCCUCUGAGUCGAACGGCAGCGGUGAAGCAAGAGGCGCCGGUCUCAAGGUCUCUCCCAAGGUCAUUUCGACUCAUGGCCACUUCCAGGUCUUCCGACUCCACUGCACCAGCCCUCUACGACAUCACCAAGGACACCCUGUACGUGAGCAAGGUGCUGUGCCUGGUGACCUCGCUGCCCGUGGUGAGCGCCAGCCGGGUGAUGCUGCAGACCCUGCUGGGUAUGGUGCAGGCCAGGGAGUCGCCCCCACUGCCCCUCGAGUGCUACAUCUACAACAUCCUGUACGAGCUGCCCCUGCCCCCGCCGGGACGCUCGCUGCGCCUGUCCUACCUCUAUCAGGACCAUGUCUGCCAGAGGCCGGGGACAGGAGAAUUGCCUUUCUUCGACUACUCCUUCCGUGAUCUCUUCAUGACGCUCGGUUUGGAGAACUGCGUCCUCCUCUUCACCAGCGUCUUGUUUGAGAACCAGAUCCUGCUCUGCUCUGAAGACUACCAGAAGCUGAUGCUGGUGGCAGAGUGUGUGUGCUGUCUGCUGCUACCCUUCCAGUGGCAGCACGUGUACGUGCCCAUCCUGCCCCAUUCCUUGCACCACUUCCUGGAUGCCCCCGUGCCCUUCAUCAUGGGCCUGCGCCAUCUGCACCAGGAUGCCCUGGACGCGGUUUGCCCCGGGGAGGCCAACCUGUGCCUGGUGGACAUUGACGGGUGCAGCGUCCAAGUGCCCGAAGACCUGCCCAGCUUCCCGAACAAGCAGGACCUGGUCUCGGAGCUGCGGGACCUACUCACCCGCUUCGGCGUGCUCACCCCCGGCGGGAGCCACCCGGGCCACUCCCCGCUGGUGCCCCCUUCGGCCACGCUGGGGCGCAACCUGAACAACCAGCUGCAACACGAGCGGACGGCCAACCUGCCCUUCCCCCGGCGCAAGCUGUCCUGGAGCCUGGAGAGCGGCGACUCCGGGGUGAGCAGCACGGACAGCAGCGCCCGCAGCUCCUACAGCAGCCUCGGCGGGCCCCCGCAGCUGCUGCAGCACAGUGAGGCCUACCAGCGCAUCGCCGCCGUCGCCAGGAAGGCCGGGGUGAUGAACUCUCUGGAGGACCUGCGGAAGCCCUUCACCCACGACAACUAUGAGAGCAGGCCGAGCCUCCUGCGUCGUUCCACUGAUCGCCGUUCCGCAGACCGCCAUUCCAGCGAUCGCCAUUCCAUUCAGCGCCAGUCCUCGGACUACCACUCCACCACAGACUUCAACAGCACCGACCGUCACCCUCAGCUCGAGGAGCUCAGGCUGAACAAUGCAGUCCGGGAGGUCUUCUUCAACCGCUUCCUGCAUAUGUUCAGCUCCUACGACCACUUCGUCAUCCAGCCAAACCAGAAGGACAUGGAGCAGUGGCUGGCAUCCCGGGACACUGUGCACAACUUCGACAAGACCACGUUCCUGUCGGAGCAGCCGGAGCCCCACCUGCCGUUCCUGUCCCGCUUCAUCGAGACCCAGAUGUUUGCCAGUUUUGUAGACAGCAAGAUUCUCUCUCACUGGGAGGACGCCGACCCCUGCCUCAAGAUUUUUGACAACCGGAUAAAGCUGCUGCGGAACCAGUCCAGCGAGCCCAUCGUGAACUGCUACGAGCGCUGCACCAUGUACAGGGAGACGGAGGUGCCCAUCGAGAACCGGUUGUCGGCUCCCGACCUGGCGGCCCCCAACCCAAAGGUGAUCGACCCCUCGGUGGACCUUCCGGGGCGGAGGAACCACCGGGCAGGCGUCUUUCCCGCCCUCGACUCGGGCGUCCUGAACCGGCAGCCCGCCCAGUCCAAAAUCAAAAAACGGGCGCACGCCCAGUUUCGACGGAAGGACCGCUCCCUCCAACACGCCGAGCAUUUGAAACUUAACGCAGAGCAACGGGAGUCUGCCCGUGCCAGCACAAAACCAACGCAUGCGCAGUUGUGGCAAUACCAAAAAUACAUGCACGAGGCGCGGGCCAAGCACAUGAAGCAGCCCAAGCUGAGCGACACGGCGUCGGCGGCCGUCAUCGCGCAGACCAACUGGAAGUUUGUGGAGGCUCUGCUCGGCGAAUGCAAGACGAGGACCAAGCGCAUGCUGGUGGAGAAGAUGGGGGUGGAGGCCGUGGAGCUGGGACACGCCGAGGCCAGCAUCACGGGCCUCGAGGAGAACACCCUCCUGGCGUCCUUUUGCGACCUCCUGGAACGCAUCUGGUCGCACGGACUGCAGACCAAGCAGGGAAAGUCAGCGCUCUGGUCACACCUGCUGAAUUACCUCGAGGUCGAGGAGUGCAGAGCGAGUGGGAAGCCCAUAGACAGGAAUUUUUUAACUCCAGUCCCGGUGCGCCCUCAGGUCCCCAAGAGCUUCGGGUUCCCCGAACUAAUUUUCUCCCUUAAGUCGGGCGCUCUAAGUGCUGUAACGAGACAUCUUGCCAACCUGGACCUGUCCAACCUGGUGCCCGAGGAGAUACCGCAGACGCGCGGCAGGGAAGCCAAGGAGCGGAGUCGCCGGGUCAGGACCUCAGACCUGCCCGGCAUCAAGCCGCUCGCUGUUUCUCUGCUCGUGGAUGUCAAAACGGUGCAGGCGAUGAGGGAGAUCAAGACGGACAUCGGCUAUGCGAGGGCCUGGGUGCGACUCGCUCUGGAGAAGAAACUGCUGUCAAAGCACCUCAAGAAGCUGCUCUCUAGUCAAGAACUACUUAGGAGUUCCUACAAGCGGUAUGCAUUCCUGCGAUGCGAGGACGAAAAGGAACAGUUCCUGUACUACCUCCUCACCCUCAAUGCGGUGGACUACAACUGCUUCACCAACACCUACACUGCCACGGAGAUGCCGUACCGGGUCGUGGUGUUCCCGAGCCGGAAGCUAAGCGCCUCCACGACGUCCGCCAACGCGUGGGUCAGCCUGUCAGGCACCAUGGGCACCACGGGCGUCAUCCCCGUGCCCAAGCAGUCCCUCGAGUUUGUCUGCCACCACAAGAACCUGGGCCUCCUGACCACCCUGAGGAUAGGCCACGACAACACGGGGCUCUCGCCCAAGUGGAUGAUCGAGCACUGCCUCGUCAGGAAUGACGUGACGGGGCACACCUACAAGUUCCCGUGUGGCCGGUGGCUCGGCAAGGGCAUCGACGACGGGAGCACGGAGCGGCUUCUCGUGGCUGAGAUGGUUCCUGCCGACGUCGACAACGAAGAGCUGAUGGAGGCCUGCAGAACCCCUCCCCGGUGUCGGUCGCCAAGUGUGCCAAGGAGACCGAGCGAACCAAGGCUGACCGUCCCGGAGAUUCAGCAACUGCUGGGGGAUGCCGUCAACAACAUAGUGAAGUACUUUUACAAGUCGGAGCGGGAGCGGGGCAACCUGACGAUCCUGCUGUGCGGAGAGCUGGGUCUCGUGUACUGUCUGGAGCAGGUCUUCCUGUAUGGCUUCAAGGACACGCGCUUCUUCAGGCACAUCUACCUCUGGGAGUACUUUGUGAAGGUGAAGGAGUUCUUUGAGUCGGUGCUGCAAGACGGCCCAGAGGAGGACGAGCGCCCCAACGAGGUGUGGCGCGGCUACUGCCGCCUGGCCAACAAGGUGGACCGGGCGUCCCACACCAUGGGCAAGGAUGGCAAGUUCCAGCUCUUCAUCUGCCUGGCCGCACGGGAGCACCUGCUGCACCAGCUGCUGUUCGAGCUGGCAGCGUGCCCUGUGACGGCGAGCAUGUACGAGGAGCGGUCGUUCCUGCGGGAGCCCGGCCUGGUUAUGUUCCUCGUCCAGAUCCUCGAGGCCCUAGCAGAGUUUGACAUCGCCCUCGAGGCCUCCAUAACCAGGGGUGUCGACAACUGAGCGGGUAGCAGGCUUCUUCUUGACCAAGACUCAAGAUUAGAUUCAUGUCAGCACAAAAUGGAGGUGUCAUCACAGUGCAGCCAACGAAACGGCUAACAGCAGGCAAGUGGUGAACGGUGCUCCAAUUAGCUCUAACUACAAGCUCCAAAGACACCGCCAUCUCAGAAGCAUCUUCCAUCAUCCGCAACGAGCCUGUUAGUCGUGGCGGCGUUCCUAUGUCAUAGACACGGACAGCACUGCACAUGUGAGCAUUUCGUCAUCCCAGAAAGUGGACAUUCUUUCAUGAAGGACUUGCACUCGGCCGUGUGUCUAUGUACGUUCGUACAAGUAAGCGCAGUUCGUGGAGCACGAGCCACGAAUCUCCGGAGGCCUUUAUGAAGCCUCGCCGUGAUAGCUCGUAACCACAAACAUGUGCCUGUCUGUAAAAUAAGGUGCGAUCCCGUUUUUGUAAACUGACAAGACGCCAUCCAUAACCGGGUCCGUUGGAAGUGUGUUUGCUUUUCUUGGCAAGCAUGUGCCGUCAGUCAUGUGUCUCAAAGUGCCAUCGCAAUUUUUUCAUGGUUUGUUUUUGCCUGUCGAGUCAGUUUUUUUCGCGGCUUGUUAGGAUUUCCAGGGUUUUUCGAGCGAGUCCUCUGAGCGAUAUUUUAAGGUCCGUGUUUUAAUGCGUGUGUUUUUAGGAAGCUUGUCUAAGUGUCGUUAGUUCAAAGACGCCCGUGGGUUCCAAAUUUGUGACAUUCUAGGGAUCCCAAAAGGGCCGUGUCACAUUACUAAACAUUGCACAGAUGUGUGCACACCUGAAUGCGACAUGUUUUGCUGCAAUAUUACUUGCAUUUCGGAUUGUUUUGCCAUGUAAAGUUGCUGUUAAAGUUUUGUGGUACUGUUUAAUUGAUGUAUUUGCAAUGCAUUAAUGUUCAUCUUGGGGAUAUGAUCUGAGCUUUGCUUGAUUGGAGAGAAUCUUUGUAAAUGACUCAGUCACUGCUGAUGAAGUUGAGGUGUAUAUUUUCAGGUGUAUGUUUGGGAUCCUUUUUUGACCCAGGAAGUUUUUAAUUCUUUCCGUUCAUUGCUUUAUGUACAGGAGUUGUUUGGAUCCAUAAUAUCAAGACAUUGCAGUUGCUGUUUAGUAGUCAGACAGUUUGGCAUCAUUACCCAUUGCUCUAGUUAUUGCUCAAUUUUCAUUUCCAUACAAGUUUCACUAGUGUGAAGUGUUCAGCAACUCAACUGUCACUUGAUUGGCCAUAGUACUUAAUUUAAAUGGCUUUACUGCUGUAUUAUGUUGCUAAACAAGCUUAAUGUUUGCAAAUGUAAAUGCUUAAGUUGUGUAUUUAGCUUUCAUUUAGUUCAUUUUGUAAGCAGUCAAGGAAAGAGCUCAGUCUUUGUUGAAAGUGGUCUAGAUCUGAGACUUUAUAAAUGUUUAAACAUUAUUUGCAUGUGCAUGACAUUAUUUUGAGUGCUUGGAUAUUUUAUUUUAGCGACAAAACGAUGUUCUGAGAAUAUGAUCGAUGACUUGAUAUCUGAUAAUUGCUUAUCUUUUUUUAAUCCGAUGCAUUUUUCCAGUGGGGCUUCCUAGCUUGAAGGAGUUAUUGGGACAUUUUUCUUUACAAAGAUUUGCUGGUCAAUUUUGAACCCAAAAAACAUUUACGGACUGUUUGGUGCGGGCAGUAUUCUCAUAAUGUGUGACCUUGAGUUUAAGCUUGUUCUCUUUCCUUCGUCAUUUUUGACUCUAGAUGAGUUUGCUCAAGGAACAGCAUUUUUGCCGCUACAUAGUCGAUAAAGCUAUAUCUAUAUAGAAUGCAUAGUGGGCGCACAUUACCAUGCUAGUCUUAAGGUCCACACCGCUAAAAGCAAUGCCAUGAUGGUAGCUGGCAAGACAACUUCCUGCAUAAGUUUAUGUUUGUUGUAUUCUGAAACAGAUGUAAAUACAGACUAUUUCUUAAAAUGAAGGCCACUCC